Poecilia reticulata (guppy) is the source of this 2899-nucleotide messenger RNA. The record is from RefSeq and is a predicted model, not a curated record. NCBI's taxonomy places the organism in Eukaryota, Metazoa, Chordata, Actinopteri, Cyprinodontiformes, Poeciliidae.
AAACCUCGGGGGACGCUGCAGGACAUUUCGUCCAUAUUUUAAACAUUAGUUUACUUUUUACUCAUGGACAUGUGGAACUCCAGAUCUGACUUUACAGCCCAGUCUUCCUCAUGGUGUGGGUCAGGGUUUACAUCAAGAGCCAGCUCCAGUGCCGGUGCCUUCAGACGGAGCGAUCCGGGUCUAAGGAGGUGGCGGUCGAUGUACCAUCUGGAGCCUGAGAGUCCUACAAGGUCCCUCUCACCAUUUGGAGCAGAAAUGUGGACUGGUCGAGGUGAAAGGAGCUUCAGACAAGGAGAAGUUUUGCCGUGGCUCCAUGACGCUCAUGAGCGGCUGAACACUAAGCUGGACCGGCUGAGGACCAGAGAAGUUACUCUGGGCCACAACAAAACAGUGGCUCAGAGGUUCGACAUGAAACAGAAGCUGCUGUCUAAAACGAUGGAUGCUUUCAGUCAGGAUGAAUUGUUUGAGCGGAGUCAACAGUGUCGAGAUCUCCAAGAAAAAGUCCGAAAGCUGGAAAAUGAGCUGCUGCACGUGAAGUCUUCUCUGGUGAAUGUAAGCGAGGAUCAGUUGACGUCUCGUCUGGCAGCUUCACACAAGAAAUCAAAGACUCCAGGGGACGUAAAGAAACAGGAGAAGAAGGAUCCGACAGAGGUGGACAAGCUGAGGGAGGCUUUGAGAGAAGCUGAGGCGAGAGCAGCAAUUCUCCAAGAAGAACGAAACAAAGCACUCCAGGAUCUCCAGACUUCUGCUGAGACGCAGAAGAUGCUGAUUAAUAAAAUGGAGGAGAUGGAAAAGAGAGUCAGUGACGUCAAACCGGGUCGCUCUGAGGUGCAGAACCAUCUUGGAGAAGAAAACAGCAAAAUCUCUUUUCAGGUAGAUGAACAAUCAAGACAAGAACUGGAAGUGAUGAAGAAACAUCUGGCUGAGUCACAGCAUCAGCUGCAGGAGCUAAACGAGGAGAGAAUGAUAAACUUAAGACAGAUCACAGAUCAGAUCAGAGAAAAGGAGAAUCUCCUGACUGAACGAAACCCAGGAGGAUAUGAUGCAUUAAAUGGAUCAACGGGAAACAUCAACCAGCGCAGGACAUCUACAGAAGAUUUGGACCUGGAAACUCAGAAACUGCAGAAUCAGUGUGUCUGUUUGGAAGAGAAGCUAAAAGAGAAGGAAAAAAUGCUGCAAAUGCAUGAGAAAAUGUAUCAAAAAAAGGAUGAAAUGAGACGCCUGCAGAUCAAAGAACUAGAAGAUCUGACCUCACACUGGACACAAAAAUGGCAAAAUGUUGCUUUGAAUCUUCAGUCCACACAAGAGGAGUUAGAAGAACUCAAGAGAAACUGCACCAUUGAUACAAGAGAAUCUGAGUCUUUGCUGAGGCCCAAACAGGAAACAGGUAAAGAUGCAUUUUGUUGUUUUAUAAUAAGAGUAAAUAUUCUCAAUGAGGCUGCAAUUAAACCAUCUUCAUCAACUUUAACAAACCCAAGACAAAAAAGGUUUGUAUUCUUUGAACACAAGGGGGCAGUAAAGCGCACUGAGCUUCUGUUUGCAGGUAGUGAUUUGGUGCAGACUCUUCACAAAGACACACAGACAGACCUUUCAGAAUCCUCUUUAACACCAGACUCCACAUGCAGCAGAAAUAAAUCUCCCCAGCUGUGGGCGCAAAGCGGCGAGGUUCAGAGGCUGAAGCAAAAACUUUCAGAAACAGAAAGGGAAGUGAGUGAGAGAGAGCAUGAUUUGAGGACUAUGGAACGGCUGAGAGAGAUGGAGCGAGCUGAGGCUCAAAUUAGGAUUUCUGCUCUUGAACUCAAGCUCAUGAAAAAGGCGCCUGAAGUUUGUCAAAAUGGUGGAGGAGUUCAGGCGGAUGUGUCAAAUCCUGCCUCAACGCACGAGCAGCAAGACGAGUGGAGGGAAAAGUUGGAUGAGACGCAGCAGGUGAAUCCUCCAGCCCUCCACAAACAUCCCAACCUGAGGCAGAAGGUUUCGCACAGUGGGGGUAAAAAUGAGACUUUAUGGAUUGAAGACAAGAAGAAUAAAACCAUCUGCCAUGUUGACCAAGAGGUGGAGCAGCAGAGAAGAAUGGUCACUGAGCAGUUAAAGAGCUUGUUUAAGGAGCGAGAAGGAAAGGCAGCAGGAAGAUUAGCUGAUGCACAAUCAGUCGCUCAAAGUGGAUCCUCCUCAACUCAGGACUGGACUCCCACAUCUCUGGUUGUUAGGGCUGCAGCAGACAGGAGAAGUUGGCAGCCUGGCUCGGCUUUAAUGCCGGUGUUGGAGGAGGAUGAGGAGGACGGUGACUGGUCAGGAGUGGAUGAAGGGGAUGUAAAACAGGAAGCCCACACUGAGGCAAAACCUUCAGACUGCAGUGUUAAAGUCUCACCGCUCUGACUGCAAACUGCAGAAAUUGAUCGUCUCUGUGGGGGAAAGGUGACCUGCGGUGGAGGAACACCAUCGACCUGAUGGAGUAUUUCUGGAUCAGACUGUAGAUGUUUGCAAUCCAGAUGAAGAUGAAGAAGAGGAAAAACUCUAGCUUAGAAAAUCUUCAGUAUGUGGAAAAAACAAGCAGCAUUGAACUCUAUAAUCAAACUGAAUGUAUAUUUUUUAUUUAUAUUUCUGAAAGCAUCACCCAGCUUUGUGCUCCUCACUUCCCCAAAUACUCUCUCACUUACAUACAUUUUAAAGACUUUUAUUUAAAUGUUCAGUCAGUUUAAUUUUACAGGUUUUUCUACAGUUCAGACUGUAGAUGUUUGUGCCUUGCAAAAAUAUUCACACUUUGUGGCGUUGAAACUCCAAACUUUCAAAGUGUCGAAUAAAUAUGCAGUGGAAGAGAAACAUUUUCACAAAAUCUAAAAAGUCUGGUGUUCAUUUGCAUUAAACCGUCAUGAAUAAAUUAUACGUGGAGCCAAUUACA